AGUGAGACCUAAAGGCCAUGGUCGCUGGUGUGUUGUGACGGUAGGGGCCGUUUUGGGGUUCGUUUGUGGGAGAGAGUGGCAGUACGCCCCGUUUUGCCCUUCUAGAAACAAGUUCGAGCUGGACGGUCCAGAGACUCCAAUGGAUACGGGUGCCGGCGUCUCCGCGCCACCGCUCGGCGCCGAGCUUUGUACCGUGAAAGUGGAGGAGGACUCACCCGGAAAUCAGAAGCCUUCCGGACCCGGGGAUUGUCAGAACCCCGAAACUUCUCGAAAACAGUUCAGGCAGUUGCGCUACCAGGAAGUUGCGGGCCCCGAAGAGGCGCUGAGCCGACUCUGGGAGCUCUGUCGGCGGUGGCUGAGGCCGGAGCUGCGCUCUAAGGAGCAGAUCCUGGAGCUGCUGGUGCUGGAGCAGUUCCUCACCAUCCUGCCGCAGGAGCUCCAGGCUUGCGUGCGGGACCUCUGCCCUGAGAGCGGGGAGGAGGCUGCGGUGUUGGUGCGGACUCUACAGAGAGCACUGGACCGGGCCUCCCCACAGGGCCUUGUGACUUACAAGGAUGUGGCCGACUCCCUGACCUGGGAAGAGUGGGAGCAGCUGGCCGCAGCUCGGAAGAGUUUCUGCAGAGAGAGUACAAAGGACCGUGAUGGCACAGUUCUGUCUGGCUUGGAAACCAGAGCUUCAAGCACAGACUGGAUUCCAAAGCAAGAAACUUUAAAGGAAGCAGAAUCACAGGCAUGGGUGCAAGAAGUGUCCCAGGGAAAGGUCCCACUGUUUACCAAGUGUGCUGAUACCGUUGAGGACUGGGAAGAAAAGCUGCGAAAAGACACUGUAUUGCUGCAUCUCCAGCGUUCUCCUGAAGAGCAAGGACGCCCUGCCAUCCCUCAUCUCGUCGGUGUGUCCAAGGAAGGGGUUUCUGAGAGUCAUGAAUUUGGGAACAGUGCCAGCCUUGGCCUUGGUCAGCACAUCCAGACAGCAAAGCGUCUCAGUGCCACUGGUGCACAUGGGAGUGACCACAAACAAGGCUUCCAUGUGAAAUGCUGCACAGCGAAACCUCACAACUCUGUCGACAGCAGUUCGGGGCUCUGUGAGGACAAACCCUACAAGUGUGACAGCUGUGGGAGGAGCUUCAGCCAGCGCUCGGACCUCGUCAAACACCAGCGGACACACACAGGCGAGAAGCCCUAUCGGUGCCAAGCAUGUGGGAGAAGCUUCAGCCAGAGUGCUGCCCUUGUUAAACACCAGCGGACACACACAGGCGAGAAGCCGUAUGCCUGCCCAGAGUGCGGGGAAUGCUUCAGGCAGAGCUCGCAUCUCACUCGGCAUCAGAGGACCCAUGCCAGCGAGAAGUACUGUAAAUGUGAGGAGUGCGGGGAGGUCUUUCAUAUCUCUAGCCUUUGUAGACAUCAGAGACUCCAUAAAGGGGAGAGACCAUACAAGUGUGAGGACUGCCAGAAGAGCUUCAAACAGCGCUCAGACCUCUUUAAGCAUCAGAGAAUCCACACAGGAGAGAAGCCCUAUGUGUGUUUUGUCUGUGGGAAAAGCUUCACUCAGAGUGCAACCCUCAUUAAACACCAGAGAACUCACACGGGAGAAAAACCUUAUAAAUGUCUUCAGUGUGGUGAAAGAUUUAGACAGAGUACACACCUUGUCCGACACCAGAGAAUCCACCGAACCACAGUCUCCUAGCUUUCAUGUGUCUCUGUGUGACUUGUGGGUGUUUUUGCUGUUGCUGCUAUUUUUGAGAAAAGGUCUCACUGUGCAGCCCUGGCUGACCUGGAAGAAGCUAUAUAAAGCAGGCUGGCCUCAAAUGUGGAGACCAACCUGCCUCCGCCUCCAUCUCCUGAGUGCUGAGAUUAAAGGUCUGCACCACCAU
This is a messenger RNA of Chionomys nivalis (European snow vole), 1871 nucleotides long. RefSeq names its product zinc finger protein 394 (gene Znf394). Gene Ontology annotation, molecular function: DNA-binding transcription factor activity, RNA polymerase II-specific; RNA polymerase II cis-regulatory region sequence-specific DNA binding. The record is from RefSeq and is a predicted model, not a curated record. The transcript has 3 exons. Bases 140 to 1684 code for a protein of 514 amino acids. NCBI's taxonomy places the organism in Eukaryota, Metazoa, Chordata, Mammalia, Rodentia, Cricetidae. Gene Ontology annotation, biological process: regulation of transcription by RNA polymerase II.